AUGAGAUUUGGUGAACAAUUAAAUAAAUCUUUAAUCAGACAAUAUAGUUAUUAUUAUAUUGCUUAUGAUGAUUUGAAAAAUUCCAUUGAAGAGAAUUUAAAUAAUAAUCAAUGGUCCGAAGAUUUAGAAACAGAAUUCCUAAGUUCUUUAGAAUUAGAAUUGGAUAAAGUUUAUAGUUUUUGUAAAGUUAAACAUAGUGAAAUCAUUAGAAGGAUUAAAGAUUCACAAGAACAAUUGCAUAUUUUAAUUGACUCUUUACAUUCCAAUAAUAUUAAUCAACCUUCAGAAUUGGAUUUCAAUAUUUUAGAAGAAGAAUUAAGUGAUGUCAUUGCUGAUGUUCAUGAUUUAGCUAAAUUCGCAAGAUUAAAUUAUACUGGGUUCCAAAAAAUUAUUAAAAAACAUGAUAAAAAGACUAAAUUCAUUUUAAAACCUAUCUUCCAAGUUAGAUUAGAUUCAAAACCUUUUUUCAAAGAAAAUUAUGAUGAAUUGGUGGUCAAAAUUUCUCAAUUAUAUGAUACUGUCAGAACAAGAGGUAAUCCAAUUAAAGGUGAUUCCUCUGCUGGUGGUAAACAACAAAAUUUCGUAAGACAAACCACUAAAUAUUGGGUUCAUCCAGAUAAUAUUACUGAAUUAAAAUUAAUUAUUUUAAAACAUUUACCUGUCUUGGUUUUCAAUCCAAAUAAAGAAUUCGAAAAAGAAGAUUCUGCAAUUACUUCCAUUUAUUAUGAUAAUGAAGAUUUAGAUUUAUAUUACGGACGUUUAAGAAAAGAUGAAGGUGCUGAAGCUCAUAGAUUAAGAUGGUAUGGUGGUAUGUCUUCUGAUACAAUCUUUGUAGAGAGAAAGACUCAUAGAGAAGAUUGGACUGGUGAAAAAUCUGUAAAGGCAAGAUUUGCAUUAAAGGAAAAAUAUAUCAAUGAUUUCGUCAAGGGGAAAUAUACUGCUCAGAAAGUAUUCGAUAAGAUUCGUAGAGAAAAGAAAAAAUCUCCCAAAGAAAUUGAAAGUUUAGAAUCUUUAGCGAUUGAAAUUCAAUAUGCGAUGUUGAAGAAAAGAUUAAGACCAGUGGUAAGAUCUUUCUACAAUAGAACUGCUUUCCAAUUACCCGGGGAUGCAAGAGUUCGUAUCUCUUUAGAUACUGAAUUAACAAUGGUUAGAGAAGAUAAUUUUGAUGGGAUUGAUCGUACAAAUGGUAAUUGGAGAAGAAUGGAUAUUGGUGUAGAUUGGCCAUUUAAACAAUUACCAGAAAAGGAUGUUUGCAGAUUUCCGUAUGCUGUCUUGGAAGUUAAAUUACAAACACAAUUAGGUCAAGAACCACCUGAAUGGGUUAGAGAAUUAGUUGGUUCGCAUUUAGUUGAACCAGUACCAAAAUUCUCCAAAUUUAUUCAUGGUGUGGCAACUUUAUUAAAUGAUAAAGUUGAAUCAAUUCCAUUUUGGUUACCUCAAAUGGAUGUAGAUAUUAGAAAACCACAAAUCCAAACUAAUAUUAACAUUACAAGACCAGUAAGAGAUAAUGAUUAUGAAGAGGGAAUUUAUGAUGAUGAAGAUGAAGAUGAUGCUGCAUUAGUAAAUGCAAUGUUGGCAAAUUCUCAUCCAACAGGAAAUCUAUUGGAUCAAGAGGAAAGAAUUGGUAGUAGUAGUUAUGGUGCCAUUACUACAAAUAAUGCUACUACAAAUGUUCCUGUGGAAGGUGAAAGUAUAAACGCUGCUUAUUAUCGUAGAAAAAUUUUAGAAUCAAACAAUUAUAUUGCAACAAAAUAUUACCAAUUAUUAUCUUCUUUUGAUCAUUAUUUAAAUGGUGAUUUGAUUAGUAAAGUACCAAAAGGUACACAAUUUGAUACUGUUAUUAAAGCUCCACCGGGAAAAACAAUUUGUGUUCCAGUUCGAGUCGAACCAAAAGUAUAUUUUGCAACUGAAAGAACAUUUUUGUCUUGGUUAUCAGUUGCUAUACUAUUGGGUGGUGUUUCAACAACUUUAUUAACUUAUGGUACAAGAGUUACUAUGCUUGCUUCUAUAGGGUUUUUCCUUACUUCUUUAUUUACAAUUGGCCAUAGUACCUAUAAGUAUGCAACUAGAGUGGUCGAUAUUAGGCUAAAAAGAGCUGUUAAUUAUGAAGAUAGUAAAGGUCCUGCGUUUAUUUGUACUUUCAUGAUUCUAUCAAUGAUUUUCUCAUUCUAUUGUAAUUAUUCACUAUAA
Messenger RNA from Henningerozyma blattae CBS 6284, 2190 nucleotides. It is a transcript of the gene VTC4, whose product is annotated as Vtc4p. The transcript has a single exon. Lineage: Eukaryota; Fungi; Ascomycota; Saccharomycetes; Saccharomycetales; Saccharomycetaceae. The coding region runs from base 1 to 2190 and encodes 729 amino acids. The record is from RefSeq and is a predicted model, not a curated record. Gene Ontology annotation, biological process: polyphosphate metabolic process; microautophagy; vacuolar transport. Gene Ontology annotation, cellular component: vacuolar transporter chaperone complex; fungal-type vacuole membrane.